Messenger RNA from Cylicocyclus nassatus, 1488 nucleotides. The record is from the annotation of a GenBank genome assembly. NCBI's taxonomy places the organism in Eukaryota, Metazoa, Nematoda, Chromadorea, Rhabditida, Strongylidae.
AUGAUCCUGCUAUUAUUAGCCAUUCCAAUAACUGUUCUUGCGGAGAACUUUCUGGUCGUUAGCAUGGACCAAGGACGUUCUCAUACCGGAUCGUUUGCUCCACUAAUGCAUCGUCUUCAACAACAUAAUCAUUCUGUCUCUGUCUAUUUCAACAUCUUCAAGCCUGAAAUGGAUUUUGGACUAAAAAACGAGUUUAUAGACGUUUCUGAAUUUCCAAUGGCCCAGAGCAUGUUUGGUCCGGACAGUGCUUUCUUCAAAAUUGUAUGGAGGAUGGAGCCGUCAGUCGCGCACCAGACUGUUGCAUUCUACAAGCAUGCAGAGAUUUGCAAGACGGUCUUGGAUAAGAAACGUUCACAGUUCAACCGACUAGCACAAGGUAACUGGGACAUGGUUUUUGCUGAUUCGCUAUUUGCUGUCUGUGGUUACGGUAUUGCAAAACUAAACAGACGUCAUCAUGUGAUGAUUCAUUCCAGUGAUAUGGAAAGUGCACAAAGUACUGCAAAAGCCUUUCAUAGAAACUACGCUUUGCUUCCUCCGAACUUCAUGUCAUACAGCUACUCGUGGAGAGAUCCAUCAUUUUUCGUCGACAGGAUGAAGUCAGCAGUUGACUGGUUUGGAUCAAUCAUUGUUACAAGUGUAAUUUCGGAUCAAUUUAUGAAAGUGGCUCUGUCACCUAUAGUGCAAGGAUUUUCCUUUGCUGAGUUCUGCCGCACUAGCACAUUCAGCUUUACUGACAUGCCAGAGCUACUGUAUCCUCCUGCACCUCGUACAAACGAUUACUACUCUUAUGGAUCAUAUUGCAAAGAAGGAAAGCCACUGCCAAAGGACCUCCAAGAUUUUGUGUCAGAUCCGCACUCCCGAGGAACCAUAGUUGUUGCAUUUGGAACCAUUGUACCCUGGGAUGCUGCUCCACUGAACAAAUUGCAGUCUUUCGUGGACGCACUCAACAAUUUUACGGACUAUCGCAUUGUUUGGUCGUAUAAUGGAAGAAAGAUCAAUGUGGAGAAGCAUAUCAAACUUUCUAAGUGGAUACCUCAAAAUGACCUGCUACUACAUAGGAAGACUGUUCUCUUCAUAAGUCAUGGAGGUCUCAAAAGUGUAAAAGAAGCAGCCUGCAGCGGAACUCCUUCACUUCUUAUGCCCAUGUUUGCCGAACAGAUGAGAAAUGCAUGGUUAGCAAAGAAUAAGGGUUAUGCGGAAAUACUGAACAAAUUUCUUGUAUCGAAAGCUUACCUAGAGCAGAAAAUUCGCGAUAUACUGGUUGACCCAAAAUAUGCGGCAAAAGGAAAAGUUUUGAAAGAGGAGAUUCUAGACCGACCAUUACACUCUCUCGAUCAUGCCACAUUCCUCGUGAAUCGUCUGCUCAAGUAUGGGGGAAAAUUACCACAAUUUUUUUACCCUCGUUCAUUAGAGCUUAGCUAUCUCUCGACUCUGAAUCUGGAAGUUGCAGCGAUGUUGCUUCUUUCUUUGAUAGCCGUGUCCUUAUAA